Messenger RNA from Phanerochaete carnosa HHB-10118-sp, 2465 nucleotides. RefSeq names its product glycoside hydrolase family 16 protein. Gene Ontology annotation, cellular component: endoplasmic reticulum membrane; plasma membrane. Bases 150 to 2135 code for a protein of 661 amino acids. Gene Ontology annotation, molecular function: glucosidase activity. NCBI's taxonomy places the organism in Eukaryota, Fungi, Basidiomycota, Agaricomycetes, Polyporales, Phanerochaetaceae. The transcript is spliced from 6 exons. Gene Ontology annotation, biological process: fungal-type cell wall organization; (1->6)-beta-D-glucan biosynthetic process. The record is from RefSeq and is a predicted model, not a curated record.
CCGCCGUCUGUCCUUUCGUCUCUCACGGAACCGCGAGUCUCCCACGUUUUCGACUUCUUGCUGCGCUUACCGCCAAGUGGCACCUCGACAACCACUUUGAGGCUGACUCCAGCCUCUGCUCCGACUGACACCCUUGAGACCUGACCACCAUGUCAAACUACACGAGGCGGGUCCCGCCGCCCUCCCAACAGUACUACGCUGUUCCCCAGAGUCCACGCUCGACUGGUCAAAGCCGACAAAGCUCACAGGGCCGCUCGUACUCCAACCAAAGUAUGGCUAUGCCUCAGCCCACAGUAGCUCAGAGCACCUACCGGCCGCGACCAGACGACCGUGAUGAGAUGGCACAUAGAGUAGCGACAGGGCAUCUAGGUGGUGGCUAUGGGCCAUACUCGCACCACCCAAAUGUCCAUACAAAUCAAUAUUCCGCUUCACGCUAUGGCAACAACGGGCCUAGUAAUAAUGGAUACAGCGGUGCCCCAAGCGCAACACAGUCCGAGAUCUCCGUCGUGACCACUCGAGAGAAGGCCGGCACCGCUCCCAUGCUUGGCGCUGCUGCUGCCACCAGCACUGUCGGCCCUUACCUGUGGGAUACCAAGGAUCCCGACCUCGACGACGCCCUUCACAACCCCGAUCCUAUCCGCGAUGCCGCACUUGACCGCUCUUUUACUCUGUUCUCCGCUCGAGGGUGGAUGAACGCUUCCGCACUUUUCCUCCUCGUCGCUGGCAUCCUCAUGCUUUUCGCUGGAUACCCCAUCAUCCUAUUUGUGCGCGAUAACCAGAGCGCUGGCCCAGGCUUUAACCUCGGCGGUAUCAACCGCACAGGGCAGGUCCCUGACCUCCCGCAUAUGCCCACCCUCAUCGACGCGGACACCCCGUCGGACGUCAUGACCCGUGUCGGCACGGACGGCAAGACGUAUAACCUUGUCUUCAGCGACGAGUUUAACGUGGACGGCCGGACUUUCUGGCCGGGUGAUGACCCAUACUGGGAAGCGGUCAAUCUCAACUACUGGCCAACUGGCGACCUUGAGUGGUACGAUCCGCAAGCACUCGCGACCGAAGACGGCAAACUGGUUAUCACCAUGGACGAGGUGGAAACACACAACUUAAACUUCCGCAGCGGCAUGUUGCAGUCAUGGAACCAGUUCUGCUUUACAACAGGCUACAUUGAGGUCAACGUGAGUAUGCCCGGUACACCACUAGCUCCAGGUCUGUGGCCCGGUGCCUGGACGAUGGGCAACUUGGGACGUGCUGGCUAUGGUGCUACGACGGAAGGCACAUGGCCGUACAGCUACGACACCUGUGAUCUCGGCACCUUCCCGAACCAGACAAACCCCGAUGGCACCCCUGUCGCUGUGCAGACUGGAGGCAUCGGCGGUGGGCCUCUGAGCUUCAUGCCCGGCCAGCGUCUCUCCGCCUGUACGUGCCCGGGUUCUGACCACCCUGGGCCAGACGUCUCGGUCGGUCGCGGCGUGCCCGAGAUCGAUAUCUUUGAGACGCAGGUCGACGUCUCAAGCUUCACGGGCCAGGCGUCUCAGAGUUUUCAGACGGCGCCAUACAAUAUAAACUACCAGUUUGACAACUCUUCGGAUGCGACAACCAUCUCCGAUCCCUCGAUAACCACCCUCAACAGCUACAAAGGUGGCGUCUACCAGCAAGCUAUCUCCGCGGUGACGGAUAUCAGCAGCAGCAAUUACAACAAUGCUGGUUAUGCAACAUACGGAUACGAGUGGUGGUCGGAUCCCAGCGACCGCGAUGCGGGAUAUAUCCAAUGGUUCAGUCAGGGCCAGCCGUCGUGGAAGAUUACAGCACAGACGAUUGGGCCCGACCCUGUCUCCCAGGUCAGCCAGCGGGUGGUCCCCGAAGAGCCGAUGUACAUCAUCCUGAACUUGGGCAUGUCGCCGUCAUUCCAGGCGCAGGACUUCAAACACUUGCAGUUUCCGUCGAAGAUGUACAUUGACUAUGUGCGUGUAUACCAGCGGUCGGAUGUGAAAAAUGGUGUUGGCUGCAAUCCACCAUCCUACCCAACAACGGACUACAUCAACAACCACGCCAACGCGUACAACAACCCUAAUCUCACCACCUGGGACCAAGCAGGCUACACGUUCCCGCGAAACUCAAAAUAUGAUGGCUGCUAGUGUCAUCGUGUCUCAGUGCUCGUACGCACACCUCGACGCUCUGCCAUCUCGUUCGCUCGCAUUACCCCGCACAUCAUAUAUCCCCCAUGUAUACUGCAUUGUCUCACAUGAUUAUCACGGUUACGACGUUAUGACUUCGAACAAUUCCUUUACACGCAACGCAUCCGCAUGUAAUGUUACAUCGCCCUUGCAUUAUCUUCUCCCGAUUUCUCUUCCAUCGUUUACCACUCUUCGGGUGCUCUCCCGCUUCUCUCACUACGGACUUUAUACUUGUCUGUGACCCCUCGUCGCCGCUGUACCUCUACGCAGUUUGAACUUUGCUAAUAGACA